This is a messenger RNA of Meriones unguiculatus (Mongolian gerbil), 1519 nucleotides long. It is a transcript of the gene Mocs2, whose product is annotated as molybdenum cofactor synthesis 2. Gene Ontology annotation, molecular function: molybdopterin synthase activity. The record is from RefSeq and is a predicted model, not a curated record. Gene Ontology annotation, biological process: Mo-molybdopterin cofactor biosynthetic process. The transcript has 7 exons. Gene Ontology annotation, cellular component: cytosol. Lineage: Eukaryota; Metazoa; Chordata; Mammalia; Rodentia; Muridae. Bases 503 to 1072 code for a protein of 189 amino acids.
CCCUGCUCGGGCAGCCCUUCUCUCCCGCUUCCCCAUGUCCUCCCUGGCUCGCGGCCUGGAGCCUGCUGUUCUCCGAAAGUCAAGUUCUGACCCCGAACUCUGCUGUCCAGGUCGUGGCCUUAAUAAGCGACUCCCUUAUUAAGCGGCUCCUGGACGUUUUUAAAUUCCCUGCCCUUCCGGAUGGGCACUUUGACAGACACUUUUUAAAAAUUAAGACGCAACUGAUUAAUAAUCAUGGUGUGGAAAUGGGCGUCACCCAGGGGUUGACAAGCCCUGGAUAGUUUGCAGAAGCCGUGAUUGUUGAGGAGACACUUAAAUUGUACUGAGUGACAGAUUGAAGUGCUGUAUUUUGCAAAGAGUGCUGAAAUAACUGGAGUUCGUUCAGAGACCAUUUCCGUGCCUCAAGAAAUCCAAGCAUUGCAGCUGUGGAAGGAGCUAGAGAUUCUCCAUCCUGGACUGGCCGAUGUUAGAAACCAGGUGAUAUUUGCUGUUCGCCAAGAGUAUGUCGAGCUUGGAGAUAAGCCACUCCUGCUUCAGCCCGGAGACGAAGUUGCCAUCAUCCCCCCAAUCAGUGGAGGGUAAUGCUUCUGAGCCAUCUAGGAAAGAUGAGGAUGAGGUUGAAGAGAAACCCAAAGACAUAAUACGAUUCACUGCCGAGAAGCUUUCAGUGGAUGAAGUGUCUCAGCUGGUGAUCUCCCCGCCGUGUGGUGCAGUGUCUCUCUUUGUAGGGACUACAAGAAAUAACUUUGAAGGCAAAAAAGUCAUUAGUUUAGAAUAUGAAGCAUAUCUACCGAUGGCAGAAAAUGAAAUCAGAAAAAUUUGUAGUGACAUUAGAGAAAAAUGGCCAGUCAGACACAUAGCGGUGUUCCAUCGACUUGGUUUGGUUCCAGUGUCGGAAGCAAGCACAGUUAUUGCUGUGUCCUCGCCUCACAGAGCUGCGUCCCUUGAGGCCGUGAGCUACGCCAUUGAUUCUUUAAAAGCCAAGGUGCCCAUAUGGAAAAAGGAAAUAUAUGAAGAAUCAGGCUCAUCUUGGAAAAGAAACAAAGAAUGCUUCUGGGCAGCUGGUGACUAGUCAAGUUUUGGUGCGCUAAAUCUUAAAUUAGAUAAACCAUCUCUUAGGUUAAAUGAAAGGAGAAAUAGCAAAAUGCAUGAAUGAGGCGCUACCUAGGAACUAAAGAUGGGAAGAAAUGCCUUAAUUUAGACAUGAGAUAAGGAGUCUGUGACAGACCCGUCCUUCUGUGACCAACCGCUAAUGGUAGCCAGCUCACAUGAGCUGUCUUAGGAAGACCAGAAUUGUUAUCAGGCCUGUAUAAAAGGCAGAAUCAGAAAGUCAUUGUCAGCUUUGAUAUUACAUAUUUUACAUAGCUUAAAAGUGAACCUAAAUAAAUCAUAAUCAUCAUUUAAGCAGCUUAAAGCAGAUCCUGUUUAUAAUCAGUGAUAACCCCUAAGAAUUUUAUUGUUGCAGAGACCACUGUGACUUCAGAAACUAUAAUUAUAUAAUAAAGCUUUUUAUAUUUCA